GCUGUCUGUUUUGUUUACAAGUGGACCAGUUCCUUCUGCUCUCCGGUCAAGUCCUUUGCAAGCUGUCUCAUAUUGCUGAAAGUCUUUGGCGUCAUGGCGCUUUUUCGUUUUUAACAUCUUUUUCGUCAGUUAACUAUGUGUGGGAUAUUUUGUUCACUGUUGAGUGCCAACUCCUGUCAGGAAAAUCGGUCUGACCAUAAUGCCCUGGAAGCGUGCUUAUGCAACCUCAAGAGUCGAGGUCCAGAUAGUUUUCAAUCUAUGACAUGUGUGCUUCCAUCAAGCCAUUCGCUUCAAUUUGCUGCUUCAGUUCUGCAAACACAGGGUAAACAGAUUUGUUCGCAACCUUAUGAAGAAGAUGGAAAUGUAUUAUGUUGGAAUGGUGAUGUUUUCAAUGGCGAAUAUGUCAAUGAAAUCCACAGCGAUGGUCUAAGUGAUACUCAAGUAAUAUCAAAGUACUUAUCUGUUUGUUUGAAACAAGGUCAGCCCUUGUCAGAUGUGUUUAACAAAAUUGAAGGCCCCUAUAGUUUUAUUUUCUACGCCAAAGAGGAACAGAUCAUUUGGUUCGGGAGAGAUCCAGCUGGCCGUCACAGCUUGCUAUUUGAGGUUGCACAACAACCCCCUAAAUUAAUACUGACGUCAGUCGGUCAUUCCAGUCUGUCAAAUUUAAAAGAGGUUCCUGCUAUUGGAUUAUUUGAAGUUGAUCUGAAUAAUACUAUAAACAAAGAUGAGCUGUGCAUUUAUCUUCAUCCGUGGGAAGAAUUAAAGGAAGACCAUUUGAAAGAUUACUGCCUAGUAUUACCUCAAAUUCAAAUCAAGGCUCCUAUUUGUGAACAAUAUAUUUUCAAACCCUCAUCAAUAAGCCAUUUAAAACUAGUUCAUGAUGCAGGACUGCUCCCCUCAUUAAAUAACAUUCCUAUAGAAUUUCAAAUGGAAGCUCUUUAUAAUUUAAAAAAAUUUGAGCUUAAUAUGUUAAAUGUAUUAGCCUCGUUAGAAGCUGCUGUCAAAGUCCGUGUGAACACUAACAUAAGACUUUGUCAAGUCUGUGUGGCAGAUGUUAAUACUCUUAACUCAUGUUGUCACACGAAAGUUGCUGUUCUAUUUUCUGGUGGUCUAGACUCAGCAAUUUUAGCAAAACUUGUUGACAAACAUGUGCCAGCAAAUGAACCAAUUGAUCUAUUAAAUGUUGCAUUUGAGAAGAAAGUUUCUUCAAAUAAUAAGCCUCAUGGUAAAAAAAAACCUACUGAUGAGGAAUAUGUUAACACGUUGUCCUUUGGAGAUGACUUGUACAAUGUCCCUGAUCGUAUAAGUGGCAGAAAAACCCUCAAGGAGCUACAAAAUUUAUGUCCAGAACGCAAGUGGAACUUUAUUGAGAUAAAUAUUCCUAUUGCUGAACUGCAAGAGGAACGGUCAAGUAGCAUUGGACACCUGAUUCAUCCAUUGAAAACUGUUUUAGACGAUAGUUUAGGCUGUGCUUUAUGGUUUGCUGCUCGAGGACAAGGAAAAAUAUAUGAAUCCAAUGAAAUCUAUAGAUCACCAGCAAGAGUAGUUAUAACAGGAAUGGGUGCUGACGAACAGUUUGGAGGGUACAUGCGUCAUCGAACUACAUUGAAGAAUCAUGGUUGGGAAGCUCUUGGUGCCCAGCUUCAAAUGGAACUGGAAAGGAUCCCAUCACGAAAUCUUGGACGGGAUGAUCGUGUGAUUUCGCAUCAUGGGAGACAACCUCGGAUGCCUUUCUUAGACGAAAAUGUGAUUCGUCUUGUGAAAGCUCUUCCACCGUGGGAUAGGUGCUGUCCUAAUGAUGCGUUGCCAUGUGGUGUUGGAGAUAAGUUACUCCUGAGACUUGUUGCCUGGCACAUUGGACUUAAAGGAGCUGCAGUCUUCCCCAAAAGAGCCUUGCAGUUUGGUUCAAGAAUUGCAAAUAGCAAGGAAAAUGCUGCGCACACAUCAGACAGAUUAUAAUAUGAGGACUGCUGUUUGGUCCUCUUAAAGGGCCUCUUUGAGGGAUUUGACUUUUAUUUUUUAAAUUAAUAAUGAGACUGUUUUCAAAAUUAAUGAAUUUUUAAUUAAAACAAUCACUAUAAGUGUACUGAAAACAGUUGUGUGU
Messenger RNA from Thrips palmi, 2104 nucleotides. RefSeq names its product asparagine synthetase domain-containing protein 1. The coding region runs from base 136 to 1959 and encodes 607 amino acids. Lineage: Eukaryota; Metazoa; Arthropoda; Insecta; Thysanoptera; Thripidae. The transcript is spliced from 7 exons. The record is from RefSeq and is a predicted model, not a curated record. Gene Ontology annotation, molecular function: asparagine synthase (glutamine-hydrolyzing) activity.